Saccoglossus kowalevskii is the source of this 2288-nucleotide messenger RNA. RefSeq names its product DNA replication factor CDC6-like. Gene Ontology annotation, cellular component: nucleus. Gene Ontology annotation, molecular function: DNA replication origin binding; ATP hydrolysis activity. NCBI's taxonomy places the organism in Eukaryota, Metazoa, Hemichordata, Enteropneusta, Harrimaniidae. Gene Ontology annotation, biological process: DNA replication initiation; cell division; mitotic DNA replication checkpoint signaling. The record is from RefSeq and is a predicted model, not a curated record.
CUAAACGCGUCAUUAUAUUUCGCGGGAUUUUUAUUCUUUCGGAGUUUUAGUCUCGGUGGUCUGGUUGUUACCCUUCGUUGGUUUUUCUUCUUCGUUUUCACAUUUCUCCGACGUCGAUCUUUGUCCAUCUUUCACCUUCGCUCAGAAGACAAGUGAGUGUAACCCCAAACAUCUGCGGAUCGUAUCUGUUAAGGUUGCAAGUGGCAAUAUUUGUGUUUUAAAGGGCUUUCUCUCGAACUAGAAGCAAAACAAAACAUGUCGGAGCAGUCCACCAUCUCGUUCCAGCGACGCAAGACACGGUCACAAACCAAAUCUGAAAAGUCACCAGCGAGAAUAUCAAAGAAAAAGGACAACAAAGUGACAGAGGGCUUGCCGAUUCACCGAAAACGACAUCAACAGAAAGAUAAAGAGUGUAAAGAAUCUCAAUCCUGUCCUUCAACUCCAAAAUGCAGCCCUAGGAAAAUAAAAAAGGAGAAUAUACCAGUCAGUGAAUGUCAGUUAAAGGAAUUCACUGUUAAAUUGAAUAACAUUGGUAGCAGAUCACCAGUCAAAGUUCCCUGCAAUUCACCGGUGAAAACUAUUAAUCAUCAUGUGGCUGUCAAGAAAUUACAAUCAGAGAAUCUACAAAAUGUGCAGGAUGUUUCUGUAAAGUCUAUUUCCUGUUCUUCACCAGUACGUGAUCAGAUUAACACAAAGUGUGUGAAGUCACCACCACCUUGUACAAAACAGCUGCAGACACCGUCUCACCUGCAAUCGCCAUCUCAACAAAAGCAAACUCCAUUGAAACUAAUGAGACAGGAAGGUGAAUGUUACAAUAAAGUAAAGAGAGCUCUCCAUGCAUCAAUGCCUGAAAACCUGCUGUGCAGAGAGAAAGAGACUGUGGCAAUAACAAAUUUUCUUCGUACACAUGUUGGUAAAAGUAAACCAGGAAGUCUGUACAUUUCAGGUGCGCCUGGUACUGGAAAAACUGCAUCAUUAAUGCAAAUUAUUUCAAAUAAUAAGAGUGAAAUGGAAAAUACCAAAGUGAUUUUUGUGAAUUGUAUGUCUUUACAACACAGUAAUGCUAUAUAUAGGAAAGUCAUAUCAGAACUUACUCAUUCAUCACAAAAAUGUAGUUCUAAAGAUUCUGCCAAAUAUCUUGAGAAGAAAUUAACAUCUCCUGGCAAGACUGUGCUUCUUAUCUUGGAUGAAAUAGAUCAACUUGACAGUAGAAACCAGGAAGUACUCUACACUAUGUUUGAAUGGCCAUCAUUGCCCAAGUCCAGACUUGUAUUGAUUGGUAUUGCCAACGCUCUAGAUUUGACUGACAGAAUCCUUCCAAGACUAGAGGCAAGACCUAAAUGUAAACCACAGUUGUUGAAUUUUUCUCCUUACAGUAAAGAUCAGAUUGUUACCAUUCUAACAGACAGGUUAAAUAAAACAAAAAUUGACGGUGCUCCAGUUGUUGAUCCAGCUGCAAUUCAGUUUUGUGCAAGGAAGGUGGCUGCCGUUGCUGGCGAUAUGAGAAAAGCACUGGAUAUAUGCAGGAGAGCAGUGGAAGUGGUCGAGAGUGAUGUGAGAAGUCAGUUUAUAUUGCAACCAUCAAGUCAAGCGUCUGUGACUCAGAGCCAGAGGAAAACCAGUCCCAAACCUGGAAUCCCAAAGAAAGUUGGCUUAUUACACAUAUCAAGCGUUAUAUCGGAUGUUUACGGAUCAAAAAUGGUCUCCUCAAAUAAACAACAACAAACAUUUCCAGUACAACAGAAGUUAAUCAUCUGUACGUUACUAUUAAUGGUAAAACAGGGAAAAGUCAAAGAAAUCACACUUGGAAAGCUUCAUGAAUCAUAUUGCAAAGUGUGUCAGAGUCGACAAGUUGGUUCAGUUGAUCGGUCAGAGUUCCUAUCACUUUGCUCCUUGAUAGAAUCCAGGGGAAUCAUUGGUUUGAAGAAAGGCAAGGACAGUAUCAUGACCAAAAUAUCAUUAAAGUUGGAAGAAAAGGAGGUGGAAUUUGCACUACAAGAUAAAGUCCUAAUGUCAUCAAUUUUACAAGCAGGGUUGCCAAGCAAGAAAUAAAACUACAUUGACUGCCUGUCAUUCUCUAAGGGCAACAAUCAGUACUAUUUGCAAUGCGACGUUUGCAUAUUUUAAACUAUGUUAUUGUAAUUUAUUUUAAUGUAAUUUUGAUUUUAAUUGAUUCGUGUAAAGAAUAUUUUAAUUGUGUACAUUUAGUUGUACAUUCUGAUUUGCGCAAUAAUUGUAUUUCUAAUGUUUUUACCAAUUUUAAUAAAAUCAAAUAAUCAUUUUUAAUA